Messenger RNA from Xenopus tropicalis (tropical clawed frog), 4025 nucleotides. RefSeq names its product zinc finger and BTB domain containing 9 (gene zbtb9). The transcript has 2 exons. The coding region runs from base 180 to 1406 and encodes 408 amino acids. NCBI's taxonomy places the organism in Eukaryota, Metazoa, Chordata, Amphibia, Anura, Pipidae. The record is from RefSeq and is a predicted model, not a curated record. Gene Ontology annotation, cellular component: nucleus.
UAUACUUGUCCCUGACCGCGUUUUGCAUGGCUCCAAUUUGAUGGUUUCCCAGGGUUACACACGUUUGUCCCGCGUCUGGCCUCCACGGGCCUGGCUAUGUUUGUCCUGCCGCUGGUGCAGUGACGGGCUGCUGUAUUUAGGGAGCUUCAGGGGAGCAGGGAAGUAAUACGGUAGCCACAAUGCCUGGAAGUGAGAGCAUCCAGCUAGAUUUCCCCCAUUACAGCUCUACACUACUAGACACCUUGAACAAACAACGAUUGGAGGGAAAGUUCUGUGAUUUGUCAGUUCAGGUUCAAAGCAGAGUUUUUCGAGCCCAUAAAACAGUUUUAGCAGCUUCCUCUCCAUAUUUUCAUGACAAGCUUCUUCUAAAUGACACAAGUUGCUUAGUUCUUCCAAAUGUCAUCCAGCCUGAUGCCUUUGAGAACCUUUUGCAGCUCAUUUACUCUGGUCGGCUAUGCUUGGAAAUGGAGACUUUGCCUUCCCAUCUUCUAGUGGCCAGUGGCUUGCAAAUGUGGCAGGUUGUAGAUCGAUGUUCUGAGCUGCUAAAAGAGAGAGAAAUGCAUCAUCCCCAGGCUUGGUCUAGCCGUGCAAGUGAGAGUCAGUCACCCAGUAGCAGUUUUCAGCCCCCACGCGAUGAUCCCCCACCUCCAUCAGUCUCUUUGCCAGUUUCUCUUGGCUGCUCUGAUGAUGAAGAAGUGAUAAAGGUACGUGUGUCAGAAGAGGAGGAGGAAGAAGAAGACGAUGCUCAGAAUGGAGCCAAUCUUUUGGAAGAGGCUGUUUCAGCUAAUUGCUCUUAUGCCCUUCCUUCCUCCUCAUCCCCAGCAAGUCCAAAAGUUUAUUAUAUUAAACAAGAGCGGCCAGACCAAGAUAGUGGUUACUUAAAGACAUUUGGCAUGACAGAGAUUCAGGCUGAUUAUCCCUCAGAACUGAGCUUUGUUCUUCCUCCUACAUCAUCAUCAUCUUCUGAUGUUUCUCUCUGCUUGCCUCGUAAAAUACAUGAUGUGUCAGAUUCCCAGUCCUUUACUCUGUCAAAACCUGUGGACCUUCAUGGUAAUGAGAUAAUUUCCCAUGCCCUUCAAGCCCAAACUAUUCAUGCUCCACUUAAGCUUGUUGCAGCUCCUGAUGGGAAAAAGUUUGGUUGCUUGUGUGGCAAACGCUUUGCAGUGAAGCCCAAGCGGGACCGGCACAUCAUGCUAACCUUUAGUCUUAGACCCUUUGGCUGUUCUGUCUGCAACAAGAAGUUCAAACUUAAGCACCAUCUUACUGAGCACAUGAAGACUCACGGAGGAAAUCUGUAUUCAUGUGAAGACUGUGGUCGUAAAUUUAGGGUACAGAGCUGUUUCCAGAAACACAAGGAGGUGUGUAAAGGACAGAGGUGGGCAGGGGCAUGUUGGACCUAUAAAUAACGUUCAUUUCUUUUGGACCCUUAUGAAUUGUAGUCUAAGUCAUCUAAAGCAAACAGUAUAUGCUGGAUUUUACUGCAUUGAAAUGAAUAUGGAGGAGCAUGCAGUAGCUAGUGAUCUGCCCACCAAAACCUAUUAACUUUUUCAGCCUUUAUUACAAGGAAAUUCUGACUCCACAACAUUUCUCCUUUUGCAACAUUUUGAGCUGCUUCUUAAAACCCAAAGGCCAUGCAUGAGAACUGUCUAGCAGAGUCUGAGCAGUUCAGAUCCUGGAUGAUAACAGUUUGCCAAAACUGGGUGAUAUAUUCACCAGCACCGCUAUAUUGAUAGCAAAGUUACUGUUAUGUAUAAAAAAAGGAGUCUUUGGGUAAACUGUCUGAAGCUGCAUUUCGGCACUGUUGGUAAUUAUCAGACAUAAGUUAAACCUCAGCUUACUGAUGGGACUGCACUGUUGCAUUGCUGUUUUAAUGGACUCCUUCACAUCUAACCUACGUUUUCCAUAGGAAAAUAUAUGGACCAUAUUAGCUCGCUCCUCCUUGUCAAGGUUAUUGCAGUAGCCGCAGGCAUUGAUUGGUUACAGUUUAAGUGACAUUUGCACGAUACAUGUAGGCAGAAAAGCAUGACCAUCUGAAGUUAGUAUGUAAAUAACUUUUACAUAUCUACAAUCAUGUAUGUUGUGAGUAUAUCAUUCUUUACAUGUAUAAAGGCUUGUCAUACGAAUCAUAGUUAGCUAGAAGCACUGAAUGUCUGAAACAGUACAAAUGUUUGUUUCUGUCACUUUGUGGGGGAGUAGUCAUUUUAUGGUGUAGGUACGGGAAGAAGCUUCUUGUUACUAGACAGUAGACCAAUAACUGUGAUGAACAGUGUCUCUGUGGGGACUACCUAAAUCUGAUAUUAAAGCAAUAUUUCUUACUGUAAACAAGUAUAGUUUGUGUCAGGAACCUAAAGAACUCCUUUAGCGUGUUUCUCUGUAGUGCUAGGUAUUGGCAAGUGAGGCCAAGCUCUGAUUUCAGAUGAACAGUCAUACUGAUUUCUAUUGGUGGGAAGAUCAGUAGUUCCUUACUUUAAACUUAUAAAGUAAUGCUGGUAGAGUAAAUCUAUGAGAGCGAAUAGCACAUACAUAAGUGAUUAGGCAUAACCGUUUAUGCGUCGGUAACUAAACCAGACCUUAGUAGCACCACCAGUGAUCUUUAAUAAUAUAGCACAAUAAUAAUUGGUGAUAUUGUAUGAUACAGAUACUUUUAGCAAUACAAAUACCAGUGCAGUUCUGCAUUCAGGUUGCUGAGACUGUGUCCCUGGGGAAUCAGUGCAGUAUGCCAGUAUGUUAGUGCCUUCUGGCUAGGCAUACGUAGGGUGCUCUUAAUGCUAGCAUGAACACUGCUUGUGCCCUCUGUUAUUUGAAAAAGUAAAACCUUGUUUUCAGCAAAUAGCAAAGAGAGAAAUCUGUGCCAAGUCCCAUUUUCCCAAAGGACUAACCAAAGUAAGCAAAUCUGUAGUACUUAAAAAAAAUGUAUCUUUGUAUUUAGCCAACUGAAAUAUUAAUAUAUGAAUGUAUAUUUACAUCUCUAUUGUAGGACAUCCUUAGCACAUAUAGAAGUGUUAAAGACACUAUCUAUUCUGCUUUGGGUUAUUUUAGCCAAUAUUCUGUUUGGCUGUAAAAAAAAAAAAGUUUUUUUUUAACCAGAAGUCCCGCUUUUUAUUUAGGUGUUUAGUAUCAACUCUGCUGUGUUCAGCCAUGUUUUAUCUGUAAUCUUAACAAGGCCCCACUCUCAAAUCCUUGCAGUAAGAAACUAAACAUAUUGGUAAAUAAAAGAAUGCUUCCUUUAUAUAAUGCAUAUAAUGUUAUAGAUGACAUAAUAACAUUUCUAAAUGCGUUAUGGAAGCUUCAUUUCCUGGUGUUACUGGUCUCUUUGUAAAUUGUAAGCCUAUUUUAACCAAAUAGUUUAACUUUUUGUCUAUGUAUGACCUACAGUGACCAACAAUAUUGGAUGAUUUCUCCCAGAAUAGACUGCACCUUCAGCCAAAAUUGAAAACAAGUUUAGGAGGUCUAUGGGAUUAUCCAUAGGUGCGUCCAAAGUUUACAGCAUAUGCGUAUAUAGUGCUGAACAUAUAUGUAUAGCUUCGAUGGCUAUACGUAUAAGGCACUGGCUAUGGCAUACUGCAAGCCAUAAUCCAUCUGGGAAUCCACAUAAGGCACUCAAAGCCCCGAAUAAAGGAAACAUAGACAUAAUUGCAGGAAGAUAAAAAAUAAAAAGCUUUACACAUUCUGUUCCUUGGGGCACUUAAUCAUACAUAGGCUACUGCAUUUGUGCCUCACUUAGUAUUAGGACAAAUUGACAGACACUUGUCUGUAGUUCUACUUUCCUUUUAACCUCUGCUGAAAGGCUGUCUGAAGGCCCAUUGACUGGAUAUUCUUGUAAGAGAAAUAGAAGAACUGGUUCAUUGGGUAACCCUUAUUAAUCACAGUCCUACUAUGAUAAUCAUUUGUCAGCAGUUGUCAAAUGCCCCCCUAAGUGGUUGAUAGCAGUAUCAGUCCAAUGAUGCCUAUCAUCCUGUUCCUCUAGUCUGAUUGAAGACAUAUGCAUCUUAAACUCUCUCUGGAAUAAAAAAAAUAAAAAACGA